Molecule: messenger RNA, 1026 nt
Organism: Exaiptasia diaphana
Lineage: Eukaryota; Metazoa; Cnidaria; Anthozoa; Actiniaria; Aiptasiidae
Exons: 1
Coding region: 1-1026 (341 amino acids)
Molecular function (GO): nucleic acid binding; RNA-DNA hybrid ribonuclease activity
Source: RefSeq, a predicted model, not a curated record
AUGGGUCUCCGAUCGGCUGCUAUGGCUUGUCAGAGGGUAACUAACGCUGUGUGUUUCAUUUGUCUGUCACAUGGACAUGACGUUCUCAGCUACUUAGAUGAUUUUAUUGGAGUUUCAACGCCUGAUUCGGCCUGGACGAGUUUCUCUUAUUGCGGCGCUCUUCUCGAUGAGCUGGGACUCGAGGAAUCUUCUCAUAAAGUGUGCGAACCUUCCACUGUUGUGACUUGUUUAGGAGUUCAAUUUGACACCAAUAACAUGACCAUGUCCGUCACGCCUCAACGUCUCUGUGAGAUUGAAACCUUGCUGGGAAACUGGUUGGAAAAAGAAUCUGCGACCAAGACCGAACUUCAGUCCCUGAUAGGGAAACUUUCUUUCGUUUCUAAAUGUGUUCGUCAGAGUCGUUUGUUCUUGGCUCGUCUUUUGGCCUCGUUACGUUCUCUCCAACGCAAUCAUCAUCGUCUUCGUCUCACUUCUGAGUUUCGUCUGGAUCUCUUGUGGUGGUGUCGUUUUCUAMGUUCCUAUAAUGGUGUUUCCUUCCUCUCGUCCUCUCCAUGGAGUGCGCCMGAUGUUGUCUUCUCCACCGACGCUUGCUUGACUGGCUGUGGGGGUGUUUCACAGACAGAGUAUUUUCAUACUGUCUUCCCCGAUUGUAUUCGGUCGSGUUUUGUUGACAUUCACCGGCUUGAGGCUCUCGCAAUUUUAGUUGCCUUACGAUUGUGGGGUGAACGAUGGACAGGUCUACGUAUACAAGUGUUUUGUGAUAAUCAAGCUGUUGUGUCUGCCCUCUCGUCCGGGAAGGUGAAGGAUCCUUUGCUGGCGGCGUGUUUGCGAGACAUCUGGUACAUUGCGUCUACUAACGAUUUCGAAAUUCGCGCAGUCUAUCUGCACAGCGAGGAUAAUCGACUUGCGGAUUUGUUGUCYCKCUGGCAUAUGGGAGACCACUUUCGCGAGCAAUUUGCUCAAUUAGUGGGCUCACRAACGGAGGUGCUCGUGCCACCGGAGCWCUUUGAACUCACAUUCUGUUGA